This is a messenger RNA of Paramecium sonneborni, 856 nucleotides long. Lineage: Eukaryota; Ciliophora; Oligohymenophorea; Peniculida; Parameciidae. The record is from the annotation of a GenBank genome assembly.
UAUUAAUAAUGAAAGACAUAAAAUAAGUCCCAUCCUUUUUGAUAAAAUUGUAUGAGAUUUUAGAAGUAAUUUAUACCCCGCUAUUCAUGAGUCUGAAUAAGCGGUUGUUUGUUGGAAUAAGGAAGGAACAGCCUUUUAUAUUUAAGAUCCUGCAUAAUUAACUGAGCAAAUUCUGCCCCAAUAUUUUAAACAUCGAAACUAUUAGAGUUUUUUAAGGUAAAUAUUGUAUUAUAUUUAUUAGAUAGCUGAAUAUGUAUGGAUUUAAGAAAUUGAAAAAUAUAUAAGGGAAAAAUGAAUUUUAGCAUUAACAAUUUAGAAAGGGAGUUAAGUAUGAGUGAACUUAUUUCAUAAGAAAUAAUCUAUAAAAAAUUAAGCGUCGAAAUCAGGAAGACAUAAAGUAAAGUCUUGAGAUAUUGACUAAAGAGUUUAAAUCAGAAUCGUAUUUAAAUGAGCAUGAGAAAAUGAGAAAGUAGCUAAUUCAAAUACAAUCAGAUUAAGAGAAAUUAUUAUAGGAGAUCAGAUUCUAAAUGGAUCGAAAUAGAAGAUUGUGGAGAGAAACUUAAGAUAUUUCCGAAGUAAUUUUGUCAGAACUUAUAUUUAGAAAAUAAAUUAAAUAAAAAAUUAUUCAUUAUCAAAAUUAAAUAAACUGAUACUUAUAAUAUAGAAGCUUCCUUAAGAUGCUUAAAUAAGUAAGAUGGCAAAGUUGAAAGAUAAAAUAUUAAGAAAAUUGGAAACAAUUGAGAUGGAAAAUUAAGCAAAAGACAUUUCAUUUGAUAAGUAGGAUUCAAACAGUUAUUAUGAACCUAAUUUAACAGGAGUUAAAAGUCCAGCUGGAUAUUCACCUAAAACUAAAUGA